Molecule: messenger RNA, 4036 nt
Organism: Colias croceus (clouded yellow)
Lineage: Eukaryota; Metazoa; Arthropoda; Insecta; Lepidoptera; Pieridae
Gene: CrebA
Product: cyclic AMP response element-binding protein A
Exons: 7
Coding region: 288-1403 (371 amino acids)
Biological process (GO): regulation of transcription by RNA polymerase II
Molecular function (GO): DNA-binding transcription factor activity, RNA polymerase II-specific; cAMP response element binding
Source: RefSeq, a predicted model, not a curated record
UACUCCGACGCGAUAAGGUGUUCCUCGCGCACCGCUUACUUCCUAGCUCGCGUGAAGUGAAAUCCUCAUAAAUAUAAUCACCCGUAAAAAACAAAUGGGCGUCGACAGUGAAACGUGAACUUGUGAAGUGGUGCACCAUUUUCACCGUCGACCAGUUGCGGUGCAAGUUUACAUUCUUUCCGAGUUUCGCACUCGAGAAAGGACCGUAACGUGACAGUUAGCUGUGUUUGUGAUUGGGUGGUAGUUUAAGUGCUAGUCGGCGGCCCGAGAAGAAAUCUGGCCCCGACAUGGAGAGCUACUUCGAUAUCUCCAACGACCUAAAGGAUGUCUGGGACGCGGACAUCGACCCGGAGAUGCAAGAUGUCCUGGACGAGGACUCAGAGAUGAGCGACUGGCUGAUCGAGCGCGACUCGAAGAUGGGCGUGGUACUGCACGAUAGGCUGAUGACAGACGCCGCGAUAGGAGCAGCACCCAUCAAGACAGAACACUCGUAUAGUCUACAUUCUGAUGUGGAGUCCGCGCCGCCCUCACCCAACCAUACCAAAGUUGACGAUAUGGAAGACGAAUGCUACCCCGCGAUCCCCGCAAGCGCGUGGCGCAGCAGGCGGCGGUCCAGCGACUCCCCCCUACCAGAAGUGAAGUCGGAACCCAAGUCUGAACCAGACUCGCCAGCUUCCUCAUGUCCUCCCUCACCGACCCCCGGCACGCCAGUUACACACGUCGACUAUGUUAUUGAUCACACGACUGGUACAAUUCACAUGCCACAAGCAGUUCUACAGAAGGUGGGGGCGGCAGGGGUGCCGCAACUGCUGCUCAGUGCAGCGCCGCGCAUCGCCAACUCUUUAAAUAAUAACAAGCUAUCUAUUAAAGUCACAUCUUCAGGGUCUUCAGGUUUCAACCUGCCGCCCACGCCGCCAUCGUCCCUGUCGUCCUCUGACAGCGAGGGCGCGCUGUCCCCCGCGCACGAGGCGCCCCCCGCCGCGCCCGCGCCCCCCUCCCGCCGCGCGCACCUCUACGUGUCGCACCACAGUCGCCAACCAAUCAACACGCCGCUGAUUAGCAGCCAGCCGAAAGGUUCAACAGGCACACUAGUGUUAACAGAAGAAGAGAAGCGCACGUUGCUGGCGGAGGGCUACCCCGUGCCCACGCGCCUGCCGCUCACCAAGACUGAGGAGAAAUCUCUCAAGAAAAUUAGGAGGAAAAUUAAAAAUAAGAUAUCAGCACAAGAAAGUAGGCGCAAGAAAAAAGAGUACAUGGACCAAUUAGAGAGGAAAGUGGAGAUAUUAUUAUCAGAGAACUCAGAUUACAGGAAAAAAGUGGAUACCCUGGAGCAGAAAAACGCAAGUCUCAUGAGCCAGUUGGCUGCCCUGCAAGCCCUUGUGACGAGGGGCACUCGGAAGUGACGUCAUAACAACAAACUAGUGACGUCAAACCGAUCUUAUCUGCACAGGGACUUAUUGAAUCUGCGUUCUGUAUAUACCACUUCAAUACAAAAUUAAUCAAUUGACGUCACAUUGUCGCGGUUGAUAGUUGAACGGCAAAAUUAAUUGUGAAAUGGGUUUUAUUAUCGCAAGAUGGCAUUCGGGAAGCGGAAUUCUAUUUUUUAAACUUUUGUUAUUAAAUCUGUAGCUUCUUUCACUGCAUUUGACGCCUUUGUACAAAAGCGGAAACUAUGCAGUAUUCAAUGAAUUAUUUUCUCAAGUAUUUCAAUCUAUCUCGGCUGUAUAAUUAGAAUAUUCUCUGUGAACUUUCGCUUCCUAACGUCCGUAAACAUAUGAUAACAGUAUUAUUGCCAGUUCUUAAAGCUAUGUGGUCAUGUAAAUCAGAUAAAAUCUAUGGCUGUGAGAAAAUAUAUAGUAAUGGUGUAAAAUUCUCACAGUUCGCUUAUUUUUUGUAUAAUAUUUGACAACGAUACUGUCCCUUAACUGAAUGUAUAUUUAUAAGGAUGUAUAUUUUGGAUGUAAUUUACAUUUUAUCGAACGUUAUGUAGGUAUCCAAAGUUAAGGACUGUUAGUUUGAAUGGUUGCUCACUAUAUGUUUAGUAAAUAGGUAUUUUGUGGUGCUGGCCAAUUAUACCUGCAUUUUGUCUUUAGGUAUGGUGCCACAGUAGAUAUUAAUAAUAUACAAAUCAGCGCCAUCUGUCGACGAAGCGGCAAUGAAUGAAGACAGGGAAACUUACUGGGCUCUAGAUGAAUGUUUACGUGUGUUGUUUGAAAUCUCGUAAUAUAUUAGUGUCGAACGGCAAAUUAUUUGUAAGUCUUUAUUAUGUGCGUUUAUUCAAUGUGCAAUUAGGUUAAGGGUUUUAUUGUUACCCAGAGCGUACGUGCAUGGCGCUAUGUACUUGCAAGUCUGUUCGCUAUAUUCUUCAUUGUAUGUUUUUAAACUUUAUAAAUUGGCCUAAAUAUUUAUAUUCGUUAUUUAACGCAAAAAUAUAUACUAGAAAUCAAAUAUAAAUUAUUCUAAUAUAUUAGUGAAUUCGUAUUAUAUACUAAAUGUAUGAAACAUCCAAAUGAAAUUUUAUAAGUGUUACCACAUUCUUUAAUGUACAAGAUCGCACGCUGACAUUUUGCGAUAUUUUUGUAAUUUCGUAUGAAUGUCUUGAGUAAUUAUUUAUUUGUGGUACUACUUCGUAGUUUAAUGUGAUUAUGUGGGAGUAAUCGGGAAAUUUAUUAGCAUAAUACAAAGGUAAGGAUUGCUCCUUACCGGUAAACAUUGAAUUCCAUGAAUUUGCAUUUAUAGCGAAAUGUGUAUCGUCCUAGAGAUUUAAACACGUAUUUAAGAUAACUUUAGAUGUAUUUUACUAACGGACCUAUAUGAAGACAGAUUUGUAUGGAAAAUGUUUUCGGUUAUGUCUAGUCUCUCGUAGAAACAGUAGAAUUCUUGUUAAGAGCCUUCAUGUCAGUCUGCGCUCUGUAUAUCGACAAGUACAAAAAUGGCAUGCCUUCGACGAAAAUUAUCUUCAACUAUCCAUUUUAACGUGAACUAAUAAUUUAACAUUUAUUUAAUUUAUUUUCAUCAAAUCUGUUCUUUUGCUGCUAUUUUACUUUAAACAAUUUCGCAUUUGAUAUAAAAUGGAAUCUCGCUGAGUUUUCGUUACGGUCUUGCCAACUUUCAACAAUUUAUCGCAAGCAUUCAGACUUAACAGUGGCUGAAUAAUAUUGAAUUAACAUUCUAAAUAACUGAACAUUCCAUUCUUCAUAACGAGUGACUUAAAGUGAGCUCUAGUACUUAUUAAUAUUAUUAUUUAACAAAUCUAUCAUCUCCGUACAAAACGAUUUUAAUAAACGUAUCACAUAAUAUAUAAAGCAUAAUCAAUGUAACUAUUUAUUUAUAUGGUUAACUUUUUCAAUUGAUCGGCAUAAUAUUCAUAAGUAUUUUACAAUUUGUGCAAUUACCAUGUUCUCUUUUACAUUAUUAGAAGUUCUUCCUAUUUAGUGUAUAAGUAAAUAUUCUAUUUAUAUCGCGCUAACACAUUAUCGUAUGGAUCCCGCUGCGGGGAUAAUUUUUAAAAGAAUUUAUUGAGAUAUAUUUUAAGAGAUUUUUUCUAAUUAAAUUUUAGAAAUAUAUAUGUAUAAACACAGUUUUACGUGUCUGUCGCUAUACAUUUUAGAUAUCUGUGUAGAUUAAAUGUAUCGUUAGUGCAUAUAAAUGUAUGAGGAACAGCAAGUGUGCCUGCCUAAACGUUCACUGACUACCAAUGUAACGUAUCGAUAUUUAGAGUAGCGAUGCGAAAGAGAGGUAUCCUCUGUAAAGCUGAAAUAUAUAUAAAAGUAUUUAACUUGUAGGUAAAAUAUUUAAUUCCUAAUAUGGCAUUUACCGUUUACAGCAGAGUGAUUUGAUCGAUUUAUAUAAAUUUAUAAAAAGUAGUUUAUAUUUUUAACACACCAUAUAUAAUAUGUCAAAGUUGGUGUCGCGGUUCGGUCGACACAAGAAGCUUAUAUCUAAUACACUGGAGAUUGCACUAUGAACGUUGACUUGUCACGGGAAGGUAUGACCUUGAAUGACGCCUGGUUGUUCCUUCAUCUCUUUCACACCA